UCGCGGCGGCGUGAACCGUUGAUGACCCCUAGCGACAAAACCUCACCAUAAAUCAGUGACACCUGAUUACAUUUAUUCUCAAUCCCAAACUCACACACACGGUCCACGGGCUCCUUAGAAAGGUCUACGUCCCUGUCUGCCGAGGAACGUCAGAGGUAGCAAGGCAGUCAGGUAGGUGUGUGCUACCAGCUGGAGUCCCAGGAGUUCGUCCUUUUUGAAUGUCACAAGCCCAGGGAGGCCUGCUGCUCAUCUGGCUGCUAACAGAGGCUUCACCAGACAACAGGUGGAUUUCUUUCUGACAACAAUACCCCAGUUCCCUGGCGAUGUUUCCUUGGUCUGCUGUUUUAUCCAUUGAGCCCAAAGUGCCCGGCCAACGCUCCACUGAGGAGUUGGUGACCAAUACUCUGAUGUUGGAGUUGGGGGCCAUGGUGAAACGCACUGAGCGCAUCCAUCUGGAGCGUGCGACAGAGGGGCGACGCCGCCGUCGCAGCUCCUCUUCCACAGUUGACUACAGCUGGCUGGCCAACACCCCGCACCCACACCACUAUGAGCUGACACCCAGUGAUCUGCUGGAGCUGCAGGACCUCUGUGCCAAGAUCCCUCCUGCACAGUGUGGCCCUUUGAUCGUCAGGUUCAGGAAGCUGGUGUCGCAGAUGGAGCCUGAGGUUCAUGAGGUUCCUCGGCUGUUUCGCUCAGUGCUGCACGACUGCAUGGACGAGAUGAACGGACACGAAGACCUGCACACGCACGACCCCGUCUUUGAGAAGCAGCAGCGCAGCAAGAGUCUCUCUUUUGUUACUUUCCGCACCAAGUUCUGCACGGGUCACCUCUUCAAGGGCAGCGGCAUGAGAGGCUCGAGGGGGAAUCUGCAGCAGCAGGUGGAUUGGUCGGACGAGGAGGAUAUAGAAGGGGAGGAGGAGGCCAUCAAGGCCAGGGCGAGGAAGGGAAGGAGCAGGAGCAUGCCGGAGAUUGGCCCUAUGGAGCAGAGCGCUCAUGGGUGAGCGGAGGAAGGGAGAGGAUGGUGGA
Messenger RNA from Epinephelus fuscoguttatus (brown-marbled grouper), 1026 nucleotides. Its product is annotated as RD3 domain-containing protein. The record is from RefSeq and is a predicted model, not a curated record. Bases 324 to 1001 code for a protein of 225 amino acids. Lineage: Eukaryota; Metazoa; Chordata; Actinopteri; Perciformes; Serranidae. The transcript is spliced from 4 exons.